AUGAGUCAUGUACCAGCAGUAGGGGACCCAACAUUCAGUGAUAUGCAGCAAUGGAUACAUUUAGAUGAGAAAUGGUUCUACAUUAAUCCAGAAACAAGAACCUUCUACCUACUGCCAACAGAAGAUGAUCCAUACAGGGCUCAACAAUCAAGGAGGUUCAAGAUCAAAGCAAUGUUUAUGGGAAUGAUAGCCAAAAAGAAAAGCAAGAACAGAGAUGCAAGGACUCUAGAGACAAAGGCAAUUCAAAGUGUCACAAAAGAGUGCAUAAGGGAGACGCUGCUAACACAUGUCAUCCUAACAAUUUAUGAAAAAUGGCCACAACAGUUGCCAAAGGACAUCGUCAUACAAUGGGAUAAUGCUAGGCCUCAUCAGGUACCAAAGGAUGAAGAAUUUCAAGUAGCUUGUCAUGCACAUGGGUUCAACAUUCAAUUCAUAUUACAACCAGCUCAGUCACCAGAAACAAAUGUUUUAGAUUUAGGGUUGUUUAGUGUGAUUCAAUCAUUACAAUAUCAAUCUUUUCCAAGGAAUCUAGAUGACUUAAUCAAGGAAGUGGCUAGAGCUUUUCAAGAAUUUGAUCCUAUACUAAACAAGUACACAUGGAUCACACUUCAAUCCUGCCUGAUUAAGAUACUGGAAAAACAAGGUGGUAAUAACUUCUCUCCCCCACACAUGAAGAAGAGAAGCUUGGACAACCAAGGUCUACUACCACAACUACUUGAAGUAGACAGGGAUCUCAUUGGUCAGGUUGUCCAUUUUUUGGACACAGUCACAAUUACAGAAGAUGAUGAAGGGCACAUGGAAGUAGAUGCAGACUGA
Chenopodium quinoa (quinoa) is the source of this 816-nucleotide messenger RNA. RefSeq lists its product as uncharacterized. The transcript has 2 exons. Lineage: Eukaryota; Viridiplantae; Streptophyta; Magnoliopsida; Caryophyllales; Amaranthaceae. The coding region runs from base 1 to 816 and encodes 271 amino acids. The record is from RefSeq and is a predicted model, not a curated record. Gene Ontology annotation, molecular function: nucleic acid binding.